UACCCAAUCAAUCAAUCUCACUCUUCCCCUCUUCUUUUCCUUUCCUAUGUUACUCUCUCUCUCUCUCACACUCUUCCUCUUCUCCUAUAAAUUCAAACCAUUCCAUCCAAAUUAUUAAACUCAGUCACAAACAGUGCCACACUCACUCACUCACCCACUGUAAACUGCAUCAUCAUCAUCAUUAUCAUUCACUCAGUUUCUCUUUUCAAUGAUGCAUCAUUGUUGCAGUAGCUCUCAGCAAGGUCACAUAAUGGGAGGAGGAGGAACAUGCACAUGCGGUAUGUUUCAUCCACAAACCAACUCUAACUACUCCAUGCUUUUCUCUAACUAUCAAAACCAUGAUCAUUACGAUCAUUACGACUCAUACUCCUACACUUCUCCAUCUUCUUCUGUUGACUGUACACUCUCCCUUGCCACCCCUUCCACACGUUUAUCUGAAGACCAAGAGAAACGAAACCGUCGCUCUUCUCUUACCAACUUCUGGAACAAUAAUACUAACCAUUCGAAUUCAAACUCAAACUCAAAACACAAUUCUCAAUCUCAAAGCAAAUCAAACCGAGGAAACAAUAUUGGUAAUAACUCCAACAAUGAUUCUCUUCUCGCCCGUCGAUGUGCUAGCUGUGACACCACUUCUACACCUCUUUGGAGAAAUGGUCCUCGUGGCCCAAAGUCACUAUGCAAUGCUUGUGGGAUUAGAUACAAGAAGGAAGAACGAAGAGCGAAUGCUGCCACGUCGGCAGCGACAACCGGCGGUGCAAUGGAGACAGGCAGCAUCUACAGCAGCAACAACAACAACGGUUCGUGGUACGGACAACCGCAGAGUCAAAUGUAUGGGAACGAGUUACGGUUCAUGGAAGAUUCAGAUGUAGAAUCAGAGAAUGGGAUUCCUAACUUUCUUUCUUGGAGACUCAACACGAGCCUUGUUCAUGAUUACACUAGAUGAAAGAAGCGUUAAUGGAAUGAAUACGAUAAUAGUAUAACAGAAAGAAGAAAAAGGAUGAUGUAGAUGUUUUACGAUGAUGAUGAUGAUGUAGAUGUUUUUGAUUGCGAUGGUUAUGAUGGUCUGGUCAACGUUAUUUUACUUUUUUGACCUUUUUCUUUUUCAUCUGGUUCUUUUCUUUUCUCUGUCUUCUUGCUUAAGAAUAUGGAGAUAGAAUCGGAUAAAUUCUAUAGAGUAUGUUCUUAACUUGUUUGUUUUUGUUUUAUUUAUUUAUUAAUGUAUUCUUUUUUUGUGACUUUA
Molecule: messenger RNA, 1240 nt
Organism: Lathyrus oleraceus (garden pea)
Lineage: Eukaryota; Viridiplantae; Streptophyta; Magnoliopsida; Fabales; Fabaceae
Product: GATA transcription factor 18
Exons: 2
Coding region: 209-943 (244 amino acids)
Biological process (GO): regulation of DNA-templated transcription
Molecular function (GO): zinc ion binding; sequence-specific DNA binding
Source: RefSeq, a predicted model, not a curated record